Molecule: messenger RNA, 2000 nt
Organism: Lactuca sativa (garden lettuce)
Lineage: Eukaryota; Viridiplantae; Streptophyta; Magnoliopsida; Asterales; Asteraceae
Biological process (GO): mRNA 3'-end processing
Molecular function (GO): RNA polymerase II complex binding
Source: RefSeq, a predicted model, not a curated record
AAUUUAAAAAGCCCUAUUCCUCGUGUCGCAAUCUCGAUUCGUCCAUCGUUUUUCUUGGCUGACGCUGGUCCUAGGGCUUUCUUUUUUCUUUCCAAUUCUUCCAAAUCAAAUCCCCCGAUUCUUCCUAUUUUUGUUUUUCAUAUUUCGGAUUCUAGGGUUUAAAGUGCUGACUUUGAUUACUACUUUUUCUUUGAGAAUUGGAUUAAUUAAGCCUUUUGGGAGUUCAAUUGUUUGAUUUCCGGUGCAUGGUACAUGCACAACUUUUGUAUUUGAAGUGGGAUGAAUAGUGUGUUCAGCGAACAGAUACUUGCAGACAAGCUAUCGAAGCUUAACAGCACACAGCAGUGUAUUGAAACAUUGUCUCAUUGGUGUAUAUUUCACCGAAGCAAAGCAGAAGUUGUUGUUAAGACAUGGGAGAAACAGCUUCAGAGUUCUGAAGUGGCUCAGAAGGUUCCUCUUCUUUAUCUUGCAAAUGAUAUCCUUCAAAAUAGCAGAAAAAAAGGAAAUGAAUUUGUAUUUGAGUUCUGGAAGGUCCUCCCAGGAGUUCUCAAAGAUCUUAUUGAAAAAGCCGAUGAUCAGGGAAGAAAAGCUGUCAACAGAUUGGUUGGUAUUUGGGAAGAAAGGAAAGUGUUUGGAUCUCAUGCAAAGAACAUAAAAGAUGUCUUGCUUGGAAUAGAAUCGCCUCAACCCCUUGAGUUCACCAAAAAACGUCCCCGCUCUGUUAAAAUUGUUAAGAGAGAUUCAAGAUCCAUAAGAAUGAAACUGACGAUUGGAAGUACAGCGGAGAGAAUUGUCUCAGCUUUUCAUUUAGUUGUCAGUGAACACCAUGGCGAAGACGAAGAAAUGAAUAAAUGCAAAUCUUCUGUUCACCGUGUUAAGAAAUUGGAAAAAGAUAUUGAUUCGGCGUUAACGAAUGCAAAGGAUCCAAAGAGGAAGACUUUAUCUAAAGAAUUGGAGGAAGAAGAAAAUCUUUUGAAGCAGUGCAUUGAGAAACUUAAAGUUGUUGAAGCAAAUAGAUUAGCCCUUGUUUCUCAGUUGCGUGAUGCACUCAAUGAUCAGGAAUCCGAGUUGGAGAAUGUUCGCACUCAAAUGCAGGUGGCACAAGCACAGAGACAGGAAGCGGAAGCUAUGCGGAAGCGGCUAGAUGAUAUAAACUAUGUGGCGGAAACAAAACCAACCACCGCCACACCGCCAACAUCUUCCACCGCCACCACCACUCCACCACCACCUGCCGCUGCAGGAUCUAAAAAGUCCGCCGCUGAUAUAGCGGCGGAAGUUGCCGACCGCCUUGCCGCCUCCACCUCCUCCCAAUACAUCAUGUCAUCUGUCCUUUCUUCAUUUGCAGCCGAACUUACAAACAACAAUUCCGUUUCACAACCAGAAUCACCACCACUUCCCACCGAUCACAACCACUUUAUGCCGCCACAAAUGGCGGCAAGCACCCCAUACCAAGCAGUUUUAAUACCCUCCCAACCUCAAUACCAUACACAACAAUAUCUCCAACCCUCCAGCGGGAUUGUGACAUCCUAUACAUAUAGUGGCGGCCCUCCACCGCCGCCACCACCACCACCGGCUUAUAUGAUGAGUCCGAUUGUCCCUAUGCAGAUGACCCACCAGCAGCCAAUGCCGCCUCAGCAACCGCCAGCUUUCCGGCCACUUCCUCCGUUUUUUGCACACCCUCAUCAAUCCCAGUGAUGGAUAUGCUAUUUUGAUGAUUAUUUGUGGGUUUGUUGAGAAAAUAUUGAUAGUGCCGGGUGGAAGGUAGUUUUUUUUUUGUUAUGAUUUGUUAGGACUAGGAUGACGUGGCGAUGUUGGCACCCUAUUUGGUUGUUAUAGUGUGUUUUUCUUGUUUUUUUAGUCAGGAUCGAGGUAUAAGUAUACUGUACAUUUGGUGGUUAAAAGGCAGCUUACAAUUUUGUAUCCAAAUAUUUUUCAUGUCUCUGGCUACACACAAAGAGCUACAUCCUCAACCCCAAGAGGUUUUCUUGAUUCUAUUUUAA